Dendrobium catenatum is the source of this 1650-nucleotide messenger RNA. RefSeq names its product aspartic proteinase nepenthesin-1. The coding region runs from base 62 to 1405 and encodes 447 amino acids. Lineage: Eukaryota; Viridiplantae; Streptophyta; Magnoliopsida; Asparagales; Orchidaceae. The transcript has a single exon. Gene Ontology annotation, cellular component: extracellular region. The record is from RefSeq and is a predicted model, not a curated record.
GCAGCUAUAUAUUUCAAACCUCACAACUCAUCCUUUAUAACCUUGUAAUAAUCCCAUCCCCAUGAGACCCAGCUACUGCCUUCUCCAUUUCACUUUCUUAACUAUCUUCCUUCUGACUUCCUUACCACCUCCCUCCUCCUCAAAUGAACUCAGCCUCCGUCUAGAGCUAACCCAUAUUGACGCCGGCCUCAACCUCACCGUCCACGAACUCCUCCGCCGAGCGGCUGCAAGAAGCAAGACCCGUAUGGCCCAACUGGCCCGGUUUGCCCAUAUUCGCAAAGGAGGACAGGGCCAAGCACCCGUUUUUUGGGGCCGCGCAGGCGGAUACGAAGGAGAGUACCUGAUCAAUUUCGGCGUCGGCACUCCCCCGAGAAACUUGCCGUUCAUCGUCGAUACGGGAAGCACCCUCGUGUGGACCCAAUGCAAGCCCUGCCGCAAGUGCACCAGUCAACCCGUCCCACUGUUCGACCCGAAAAAGUCGUCGUCUUUUUCCAAACUCUCUUGCUCCAGCAAGCAGUGCGCCGCCCUCGGCUCAGCCUACUCAUCCCAAUGCUCCGCUAACCCUGAAUGCCACUUCGACUAUAGCUACGCCGACGGCAGCGAAACCAUCGGUUACAUCGCGUCUGAAAAAGUCACUUUCCACUAUUCUUCGGAGCCACCGCUUUCGGUGCCGCAAUUCGCCAUCGGCUGCGCUAGGAUUAAUCAGGGCACCAUGGCUAGUUCCGCUGGCACCGCCGGAUUCGGCCGGAGCGCGGAGUCGCUCGUCUCUCAGCUCGGCAUCACCCGCUUUUCAUACUGCUUUAUUCCCUACAUCCCUAUAAACGCUAAGCGCAGCCGAAUGUUCCUGGGCAACGCCGCGUUGUCAAGCAGUCGGGCCCAGUCAACCCCGCUCUUACCAGACGAUAUUUUCUACUAUGUUUCUCUUGAAGGCAUAACGGUCGGGUCCAACCGGCUUCCGUUUGGGCCUGGUUAUUUUGGACGGAAAAAGGACGGGAGCGGCGGCACCAUUUUUGAUUCGGGGACCUUCAAUACGAUUUUGUGGACUGAAGUGUUCAAUGCCGUGAAGAAAGCCUUUGUGUCGGUGAUAAAGUUGCCUGUGUCGGAGAACACGCUCGGGGCGGACUAUCAGCUGUGCUUCGACACGCCAAGGAAGAGGUUCUCGCCGGAAUCGGUAAAGAUUCCGAAGCUAGUAUUGCAUUUCAAGGGAGCGGAUAUGGAUUUGCCAAGGGAGAAUUACGUUGUGUACGAUGCCAAUGAGAAGUUGCUCUGUGUGCUGAUUGAAGAAGAAACUGAUCAGUCUGCAACGAACAUCAUCGGUAAUUUCUAUCAGCAGAACAUGAACGUGCUUUACGACCUCAAGAACCAGAGGCUGUCCUUUGGGCCGGCGCAGUGCGAUCGGCUUUGAACUCCCCACCUCCUAUGCAUUAUAUAUAUUAUAUAUAACGGGAUAAAUAAAAAAAGUUAAUCUUAUUUUAUUAUACAAAAUGAUUUUUUUAGAGUAAUAAUUGAUAAAUGUGUCAAAAUGGGUUAAUAAAGGGUAAAAAAGAUAGACCCGAACUCGACCGCUCAAUAACCCGAAUGACUUGAACCUUAUAUACAUCAUAACCCAUUUUGAAUAAAAAAAAGGUCUGGUUUUGAUCCAACUCAAAA